This is a messenger RNA of Perkinsus marinus ATCC 50983, 750 nucleotides long. RefSeq lists its product as hypothetical. The record is from RefSeq and is a predicted model, not a curated record. Bases 1 to 750 code for a protein of 249 amino acids. Lineage: Eukaryota; Perkinsozoa; Perkinsida; Perkinsidae. The transcript has 6 exons.
AUGCAGACUGAGGGCCGCCACCAUCAUCAGCAUCACAACUUCAGACACACUCGUCACAUUGACGUUGAUGACGACGAUGAUAAGGGAUCCUCCAUCUCCGGGGGCAAAAAAGAUGCCGAUGCGGUGAUGGCUGAGUUGAGCGCUAAGACGAGGAAGGCCAUGGCCGAACUAAAGAAGGACGUGCUCGUAGAAAAGCAAGUCCACGAGCAGUUCGACAAGGAACUCAAGGGUUUGGAACCACUCGAGAAGAACUUAAAUGAGGCGGAAAGCGGCUCUGAAAAAGAUGAUGAUGACGGCGGUGAUGAUGAUGAUGACGGCGGCUCGUUCAUUCAAGAGGGCACAAAGAGCGACGAUGCCGACGAUAAGUUCAUUGCUACUCUCGAUUCCAUCAUGAAAAAAGAUGAACUAAGCUCUUCUGAGUAUGAGAAGGGCCUCGACGACUGGUAUACUGGUUUCAAAAAGGAGCUGAUCAGCUUCGCUAAGAGCGAUGAUGGAGACCAUCAGCCGGACGACCACGACGACAAAAUUGAUGAUCUCUCGCUGGCCCAGAUUGGGGCUAAGACUACCGUUAAGAGAAUCAAGUGCUCAUAUGAUGACGAUGAGGAUUCCCUGUUGCAGAAGGCUCAAGGGUCGGGCGAAGACAACGAGGCUCAGUUCAAGGCUGAAGUCGAUGAAGAGGAAAAUGGUGAGGAGAGGAAGAAACGAUGCGAACACAAUACCAAAUUCGGCAUUGAGCAGAACGAUGAGUGA